CUACUUCUUUAUUGAUCUCAACAUAAUGUCAGUUCACAGAGAAAAGAUCGACCUUGCGUCUCUCCCACACCACUACGACAAGCCUGUCAGUUUGGCAAUUAUUGGUGGUACUGGUUUUUAUGAUUUACCAAACAUUAACCCAGUUGCAAGAUUAACUGUAUCUACACCAUGGGGGUUCCCAUCUUCUCCUAUUACCAUCUCUGAAACCGCUGAUGGUGUUCCAGUAGCUUUCUUGGCUAGACAUGGUCUUCACCACGACUUGUUACCUUCUGAUGUCCCAAGCAGAGCUAACAUCGCCGCUUUGAAGAAAAUUGGUGUCAAGGCAAUUGUUGCCUUUUCUGCUGUGGGUUCCUUACAACAAGAAAUCUUACCUCGUGAUUUUGUUCUUCCAACACAAGUUAUUGACAGAACUAAGGGAAUUCGUCCUCAUACAUUUUUCGAAAAGGGUUUUGUUGCUCAUGCUAUGUUUGGUGAACCAUUUGACUUAAAAUUAAACAAACUUAUCAGUGAAAAUGUUCCACAAACUGGAUUUUUAGAACAGUUUGACUCUAAGCAUGUUCCAACUUUCCAUACUAAGCACACUACUAAUAAGGGUGAAGAUUUGACUGUCAUUUGUAUGGAAGGUCCUCAAUUCAGUACCAGAGCUGAACUGAAACUCUAUAGAACUUGGGGUGGAUCUGUCAUCAAUAUGUCUGUCUUACCAGAAGGUAAGCUUGCUAGAGAAGCCGAAAUUGCUUACCAAAUGAUCUGUAUGUCUACUGAUUACGAUUCAUGGAAUGAAUCCGAGGAACCAGUUACUGUUGAAACCGUUGUUGGAAACUUGAAGUCAAAUGGUGCCAAUGCUGCUAAGUUGGCUGCUCAUUUGAUUGCUGUCAUCAGUAAGGACUUGAAAGAGGGAACUAGUGGAAUUGGUGAAGAUUUAGUUGGUACUAUGAAGUAUUCUGUCAGUACUAGUCCACAUGGAGUUAAGAAGGAACUUUUGGAAAAAAUGCACUUCCUUUUACCAGGUUACUGGCCAGUUCAUUAAAUUGACUAUAUAGAGAUAUCUUAAAUUGGUAGAUUGACCUAAUUUUCACUACUAUUUUAAGAUUACACCUUACA
Molecule: messenger RNA, 1101 nt
Organism: [Candida] anglica
Lineage: Eukaryota; Fungi; Ascomycota; Pichiomycetes; Serinales; Debaryomycetaceae
Source: the annotation of a GenBank genome assembly